Protomyces lactucae-debilis is the source of this 2179-nucleotide messenger RNA. RefSeq lists its product as uncharacterized. The transcript has a single exon. NCBI's taxonomy places the organism in Eukaryota, Fungi, Ascomycota, Taphrinomycetes, Taphrinales, Protomycetaceae. Gene Ontology annotation, molecular function: GTPase binding. The record is from RefSeq and is a predicted model, not a curated record. Bases 99 to 2147 code for a protein of 682 amino acids.
AUUUGUCGGCGAUCGCACAAAGACACCACAAUCACUGGCCGGGCUGCUGGGACGGCGACGAGCAGCGGGGGAGAGACAGGUCCUUGUGGUCUGUGCGUAUGGAGGACCCAUGGAGCCAGGGCCAGCCAGAACAAGACACAUUGCAAGCUCAAUUCCUGCGUGGCUGCCUCUCAAAUGACUUCCCCCUCGUAUCGCGACUGCUCUCUGACCCAGGAACGCUAUCGCGCAUUAGAAUAGAUGCUCCAGAUGAAGCUGGAUCCCCUGCGAUCUUGACGGCCAGCUGCUUUGGCUAUGCAGAGAUGGUGGAGCUCCUACUUGAUGCUGGUGCGAAUGUAGAUGCACACGACGCGCGCGGAUGGAGCGCCUUGAUGUGGGCUUCCAACAACAACCAUGGUCAUAUUGCAAAGCUAUUGAUGGAACAUGGUGCAAAGCGCGAUGCAGUGAGCAAAUCUGGUUACACCGCGAGCGACUUUGCCUCAACAACAACGCUUAAAGAGUCUCUGUCGCCAGAGGGCAGCUUGGCUGAUGAGAUUGGUACAACGGGUACUACUGGUAGCGACUGGUAUGGUGCCCAUUCGGCGCUGGAUUUCGAAGAGUCGCUUCGUGAAGAAGAGCAAUCACGGCGGAUGGCACUUGAAGCUGGCAUCAAUCUUGAAGUCGAUAUGGGUGCUCUAUCCCUGGGCAACGAGGGCAUGCCCGAGGACGACGAUCUGGAAGAGGAAGACAGUGAAAAUGCUUUCGUUUGGGACCAUUGCCUGCCAUCCCAGAUGUUUGUCUUUUCAGAGGCGUCGCUGCCAGACAUGCUCAAGCUCGCCAUUACCGAUUAUCCUCCAUUGCGAGCAUCUUCGCAGCGUCUCGUCCCAGCCAAUCUGUUGUUCUUGGCAGCUCGGUUUGCACACUACUUUUCGACGCCACAGCUGUUGCAUACACUGCUACAUGACGCACUAGAGACAAUUGAGGAGGUCGUUAAUCAGAAGCAAGAAGAUAUGACGGUCCUUGCCUUUUGGAUCAGUAAUUGUCUGCUACUACAGUACUACCUUCGCAAGGAGCCACAGUUGGUGCUGACCACGUCUGAAUCCCAGCUGCGCAUCAGCGAAUUGAUCAAUGAGAUUUAUGUGCUCGUUGUUCGCGAUGCAGAGAGACGUAUUGAAAAGGUAUUGACGGCGAGUAUGCUAGAUUAUUGUGCCAUUGACCUCAGCGAGCUUGAAAUGAGCGACGAGUGGCGUCUGUUCAAGCGGAAGCAGCCUUCAGGGGACGGGUCGCUCAGUCCACGGCGGCGGCGAGGAGCGUCACCGCGCAACAUCACUGGGCUGCUAUCAUCGACGUUGUAUGUUCUCGAGGCAUACGCAAUUCAUCCAAGCAUUACUGUUCAGGCACUGAGUCAGAUUCUCUUUUGGCUCGCCAGUGAGCUUUUUAAUCGCAUUCUUCAAAACAAAAAGUACUUGUCCCGGGGUAAGGCAAUGGACCUGCGUAUGAAUGUCUCUCAAAUUGAGGAAUGGAUCAGGAACAACAAUCGUGCCUGGCAAGACCAGCCAGACUUGGCAACGCGUUGUUCCAGCAAAAAAGGCGGCCUUAGGCGGCUUGUGGGUCUCUUGCAACUCCUCCAAUGUCUGUCGAGUCUUGGCGAGUCGGAGGUGAAGCAAGUGGUCGACAGCAUUGAAGGCAUCACCGCACGGCAGGCUUUGUUUGUCGCUGAAGGUUAUCGUUCAGAACGCGCCGAGACCAAGAUUGCGCGAGCCAUCAAAGUACAACUCGUUGCACUCGAGCGCGAACAGUCUGCGACUAUAGCGCAGGGCACGGAGGGCAUCUUUUUGGACGCGACAGAACAAUUGAGCUUCAAGCUACCGACGUCCACAGACCUGAUCCUGUCGUACGGCAGCGGUAUCGGCGGUACCCAGCGAGACAAUGAAAAGCUAUUCACACCCACUUUGCCCCUGGAACUCAUUGAAAAGCUGGAUGCGCUGGCGGAAGGCGGAGACGGGCAGCUUAAAUCGACUGAACGUGCAAAAGGUUACGCUGGUAUGACGAGUGAGGGUCCCGCAGAGGUGACCGAUGAGGCAGAUGCCCCUGAACACGAUGGGAAAAAGACUGCAGACGAACAAGAACGGAUAGCAAACGCUGUCGGCGAGCAUUCGGGCGUUUGGUAAUGAUAGGCCCAAGGCAUUCCUAGGAUAAUUUG